UGUGUGGGUUGUGCUGUUGAAACCUUUUCCUGUAUUGCACUGACCUGCUUCUGUUUCUCAGCUUCUGUUUCACAGCAAAUAAGUCUGGCUUUAUGACCUCUCUAUUGAGAACUCAGAAGAGUUUUUAAAAUAGUGAACAUUGUUUUAAAGACUGAAAAAAUGGUCACAGACAUUAAAAUAUGUGUGUGAGACUUGCAGAGUGAUGUAUAGCCAUGAACACUGGGAAGAAGAUCAUUUAGGAGUUUAGUUUUUCUUGACGAAGAACAUGAACCAGAACCAACUGGCCCAGAAACUGAAGACCACCAUCAGAAAAGGUCAGACUGACCCAGUUCAGGGCACUACAGCUCAGGUUGACCUACCUCAGGCCACUGCAGCUCAAGAUGACCCAGUCCAGAACAUCACAGUUCAGAGUGAACCAAUCCAGAUCAUCACAACUAGGGGUGACCCAGUGCAGACAAACACACCUCUGAGUGAACCAGUCCAGAACAUUUCAGCUUGGAGUGAACCAGUCCACACCAUCACAGCUCAGGGUGACCCAGUCUGGACCACCACAACUCAGAGUGAACCAGUUCAGAACAUCACAACUCAGGGUGACCCAGUGCAGACAAGCACAGCUCAGCAUGACCCAGUGCAGUCAAACACAGCUCUGAGUCAGCCAGUCCAGAACAUCACAGCUCAGUGUGGAGCAACCGUCAAUUCAUCUUUUCUACAAGGAAAUGAGUUCUAUGGCCCAGUUUAUAUUGGCAUUGGAACUGAUUCUAAGGAUGAAGAGGUAACUGGAAAGAGCUCAGUAGUGUCCUCCACUGCAACUCCAUAUGAAGAUUCAGUUAGUGUUUCCACUGCAGAAGAUCAAAAGAAAUGCACCCAGUUGAAGUCCACCCACAGAGAGCGAUAUGAAAGUGUACUAAUUGGGAAUUCACAGACAGGCCAUACAAAGUUCUUGGAGGAGAUCUACACUGAUCUCAUUGUGGUGCAGAAUGAAAGUGGAGGAGUCAUUCAAGAACAUGAAGUGAUGCAAAUGGAAAUAUUAUGCAAUAGACCUGAUGGUGAGGAAGUUUGUGUUAAAUGCAGUGACCUUUUCAAGGUCCAGUCUGGUACCAGUAGAAGGAACAGAAAAGUGUUGACAAUGGGAAUUGCUGGAGUGGGCAAAACUGUGUCAGUCAACAAAUUCAUACUCGACUGGGCAAAGGGAGAAGAGAACCAGGACAUAAGCUUAAUUUUUCCUCUUCCUUUCCGUGAACUGAAUCUGAAGAAAGAUAAGAAGUUCAGUUUGAUUGAUCUACUGAAUCACUGCUUUUUUUCUUCAAAAACUGGAUUGAAGUCUCUUCCAGAAGAUGAUGGUAAAGUUCUGUUUAUCUUCGAUGGGCUGGAUGAGUGCCGCUUUCCUCUUUGUUUUGAGGAUGGAGAAGAAGUCAAAGAUAUCAGGGAGAAGACCUCAGUGGGAUCACUGAUCACAAACCUUAUCAAUAGAAAUCUGCUUCCCUUUGCUCUCAUCUGGAUAACUUGCCGACCUGCAGCAGCCCCUCUGAUUCCACGGGACUACAUCAACCUGGUGACAGAAGUACGAGGAUUCAGUGAUGAACAGAAGGAGGCAUACUUCUACAACAACUGUAAUCAGGAUAUGGCAGUGAAAAUUGUUUCACACAUAAAGAAAUCAAGGAGUCUCUACAUCAUGUGUCAAAUCCCCGUGUUCUGCUGGAUCUCUGCCACUGUGCUUCAGCCUCUGAUGGGUCAAGAGAGCAAUAAGGAAAUCCCCACAACCCUGACAGGAAUGUACAUAAGCUUCCUACUGCAGCAGAAAAACCUAAUGAAAAAGAAAUACAGUGAGAAAACCAGAACUGUUAAUGCUGAGCGUAUCAUUCUGAAGCUUGGUAAGCUGGCCUUCUGUAAUCUUGAGAGUGGUAGUCUGAACUUCUAUGAAGAUGAUCUCAGGAAAUGUGGGAUUGACGUCAGUGAUGGCACUGUGUUCUCAGGAGUGUGCACACAGAUUUUCAGUCAACAGGAGGGAGUUUCUGAGAGGAACAUUUUCAGCUUUGUGCAUCUGAGUGUUCAGGAAAGCCUUGCAGCUUUAUAUGUGCAUCACUCUUACUGCAACAAGAAAAUUAAUGCAUUCAAAAAGGAGACAUUCUGGAACAAGCUUGGAUGGAUCAAUAAGAGUAUAAAAGAUCUUCAUAAGUGUGCAGUGGGAAGAGCUUUGCAGAGUGAAAAUGGACACCUGGAUCUUUUCCUCCGUUUUCUUAUCGGCCUCUCACUGGAGGACAGUCAGGGUGUUCUAACGGAACUUCUGCCAAAUCUGAAGAUCAGAGCAGAGAGUGUUAGGGACACAGCUGACUACAUCAAGAUGAAGCUGAAUGAGGAAAUGUCAUCUGACAGAAGCCUGAAUCUCCUCCACUGCCUGAGUGAGCUGAAAGACAAUUCCCUGACAAGUGAAAUCCAGAAAUAUCUGAACUCAGGAAAGCUCUCAACACAGAAACUCUCAUCUCCAGAGUGGUCGGCUCUGGUGUUUGUGUUGCUGAUGUCAGAGGAGACCAGAGAGAUGUUUGAGCUAAAGAAAUACAAUCCAUCAGAGGAAGGACUGAGGAGACUACUGCCAGUGGUGAAAAACACAAGACGAGCUCUAUUAGCUUCAUGUAAUCUUGGAGUAAAGACCUGUGAAGAUCUGGAAUCAAUUUUAAAUCUGGAAAACUCCUCUCUUAAACAACUUGACCUCAGUAACAAUGACCUGGAUGAUUCAGGAGUGGAGUUGCUCUCUGCUGGACUGAAGAGUUCACAUUGCAAUCUGGAGAUACUCAGACUAGCUUUGUGUAAUCUUGGAAAAAAGACUUGUAAUCAUCUGGAAUCAGUUUUAAAACUGGAGUCCUGUUCCCUGAAAGAACUGGAUCUCAGUAACAAUGAUCUGCAGGAUUCAGGAGUGGAGCUGCUCUCUGCUGGACUGAAGAGUUCACACUGUAAACUGGAGAUACUCAGAUUAUCUGGUUGUAUGAUCACAGAGAAAGGCUGUGAUUACCUGGCUUCAGCUCUGAGAACAUCCCCCUCAUACCUGAAACAACUGGAUCUGACCUACAACCACCCAAGAGAGUCAGGAGUGAAACUGCUUACUGCUAGGCUGGAGGAUCCACACUACUCACUCAACACACUCAGAGUGGAACAUGGAGGUGAGAUCAGAAUAAAACCAGGACUGAGGAAAUAUUCCUGUGACUUCACUCUGGACCCAAACACAUUGAACAGAGAUCUCGCUCUGUCUGACGGGAACAGGAAGGUAGAGUUUGUGUGGGAGAAGCACUCGUAUCCUGAUCAUCCAGAGAGAUUUGAUUGGUGGUGUCAGGUUCUGUGUAGAGAAAGUCUGACUGGACGCUGUUACUGGGAGGCCGAGUGGAGCGGGUUGAGGGUUGAUAUAGCAGUAACAUAUAAAUCAAUCAGGAGGAAAGGACUCAGUGAUGACUGUGGGUUUGGACGGAAUGAAAAGUCCUGGAUUCUGAGAUGCUCUGAUGACAGUUACUCUGUCUGGCACAAUAAUAACAAGACUGAACUCUCUGCUCGACCGUCCAGUGAGAGAGUAGGAGUGUAUGUGGACUGUCCGGCCGGCUCUCUGUCCUUCUACAGUGUCUCUGAUGAUCAAACACUGACGCACCUUCACACAUUCAGCACCACAUUCACUGAACCGCUCUGCGCUGGGUUUACACUUUAUUAUGACUGUUCAGUGUGUGUGUGUGUGUGUGUGUGAGAUAGAAUAACCUUCUGUG
Messenger RNA from Pygocentrus nattereri (red-bellied piranha), 3743 nucleotides. Its product is annotated as protein NLRC3-like. The transcript is spliced from 10 exons. Lineage: Eukaryota; Metazoa; Chordata; Actinopteri; Characiformes; Serrasalmidae. The record is from RefSeq and is a predicted model, not a curated record. Gene Ontology annotation, molecular function: protein binding. Bases 266 to 3724 code for a protein of 1152 amino acids.